AUGGCCAUCCUAUCACUAGCACGUCUCCUUGCGGCCCUCGUACUGGCCCUUGUAGUCGGUGCUGCGCCGGCUUCGCAGGAUCUUGAGGAGCGCAAGUCUGACUCGGCCAGUGUUGUCCCUAGUGCGCCCAGGUUCGUCAUUUACAGCGAUCAGUGGGUAUCAGGCGAGAAUGGACCACCGGCUGCAUCCGCAGUGAAGGGCUUCAACGUCUUCGCAUUAUCCUUCCUCCUCUUGAGUGGCCCAGCCGACCAGGCUCUUGAAUGGACGCUCAUAACAGCGAGCCAGCGCGCAGCAAUCAAGGCCCAGUAUGCCGCUGCCGGCAUCUCGCUCGUUGUCAGCGUCUUCGGAUCAACGGAUGCACCCACGUCAUCCAAUGCGGACCCAGUUGCCACCGCCAACACCAUCGCGGCUUGGGUGAAGGAGUACUCACUUGAUGGGGUCGAUGUCGAUUACGAGGACUUCAAUGCUUUCGACGCAACUACCGGCGCUGCCGAGGCUUGGCUCGAGUCUUUCACUCGCCAGCUCCGGUCACAAUUGCCAUCAGGACAGUACAUCAUUACCCACGCUCCCGUCGCGCCCUGGUUCGAGCCAAACGUAUGGUCUGGUGGAGGCUACCUUGCCAUCGACAAGGCGGUCGGAAGCAUGAUCGACUGGUACAACAUCCAGUUCUACAACCAGGGUACUUCUGAGUACACGACCUGCGCCGGACUACUGACUUCAUCGGGUGGCGCAUGGCCUCAAACGUCCCUGUUUGAGAUAGCAGCCAGCGGAGUUUCGCUCAACAAGCUUGUUAUCGGGAAGCCUGCAACUGCGGGUGAUGCUUCCAAUGGCUAUAUUGCGCCUGCCACCCUGGCCGGCUGCGUCUCCCAAGCCAAAGCGAAGGGCUGGUCGGCCGGGGUCAUGACCUGGGAAUACCCGGACGCGGCGGCUUCUUGGAUCUCAACAGUGCGGGCGCAGUCUUGGCCUGUCUGA
Messenger RNA from Peniophora sp. CBMAI 1063, 972 nucleotides. The record is from the annotation of a GenBank genome assembly. NCBI's taxonomy places the organism in Eukaryota, Fungi, Basidiomycota, Agaricomycetes, Russulales, Peniophoraceae.